CCAAUAACCCCUAAAUAUAAUUUAACCGUAAUUUUUCCAAACUCAUCUUAAAAUAUCAUUUUACAUUUUGUUUCAUAAUAGACAAAAAUAUAAAUUAAUUAAUUGACAAAUAGAACCAUCACUUACAAAACUAUUAACUUAUCUCCCUUUGUUUUCUUUUUUUUUUUUUGGUAAGUGUCUCCUCACCUAUUUAAGAUUAAAGAGUACUAUCCCGUCCGGUUACAAAACUGAAACGGGGGGAUUCUCAAUCCUCACUCCUUACACGAACAACACUCACCACAACUCAGAAGCUAGCUAUAAUAAUGACACUUGAGGGGAAGCAGAGUGAGGGGGCAGGUGGGUCACUCGCUGCUCCACUCCUAGAGGAUCAAAACCCAAUCUCCGAGGGCGGCGCGUCGUUCUCAGGCGCAGUAUUCAACAUCUCAACAACCAUGAUCGGAGCCGGAAUCAUGUCGAUUCCGGCCACCAUAAAGGUUCUUGGGAUAGUCCCUGGUUUGGUAGUCAUUCUAUUGGUUGCGCUCUCGGUCGAUAUCACUGCAGAGUUUAUGUUAAGGUACACAAGCUCAGGCAAUUCUCAAACCUACGCCGGCUUGUUGGCCGAGUCAUUUGGGCGCUUGGGUUCGGUCUCAGUUCAAAUUUGUGUCAUUCUCACCAAUCUUGGCUGCCUUAUCAUUUAUUUGAUCAUAAUAGGUGAUGUUCUAUGUGGGAGUGAAUCUGGAGGAAAGUUGCACCUGGGCAUUCUACAAGAAUGGUUCGGCAUACAUUGGUGGAACACUCGUGCUUAUGCACUUCUUUUUGUUGCCCUCUUCCUCAUUUUACCACUGGUUAUGCUACCACGAGUAGAUUCACUCAGGCACAGUUCAGCGAUAUCGAUUCUUUUAGCUGUGGCUUUUGUUCUCAUAACCUCUGCCAUGGCGAUUAACGCAGUAUUCCAAGGCAAAAGUCACAAAAUGAGAUUGUUUCCGGACUUUGCUAAUCAAAUUUCAAUGUUUGACCUCUUUACUACAGUCCCAGUACUCGUAACAGGCUUCGGAUUUCAUGUGAAUGUUCAUCCAAUUAGAGCAGAGCUGAGUAAACGUUCUGAUAUGAGAUCAGCGAUUCGAAUCUCUUUGUUGAUUGGUGUCAUCAUUUACUUCGCGAUCGGGUUCUUCGGGUACCUUCUGUUUGGGGACUCAAUCAUGGCAGACAUCUUGGUCAACUUCGACCAGAAUUCUGAUACCCCAAUUGGGCAAUUGCUAAACGAUGUCGUUCGGUUGAGCUAUGCGAUUCACCUCUUGCUGGUGUUUCCCAUUAUGAAUUUCAGCUUGAGGGUCAAUAUAGACGAACUACUCUUCCCAAAUAAGCUGAAUUUAGCAUCGGACACACCCAGAUUCGUGUCUUUGACACUGAUUUUGCUCUCUCUUACGUACACAGUGGCCAUAGCUAUACCAAAUAUAUGGUAUUUUUUCCAGUUCAUGGGAUCAACCACUGUUGUUUUCACCUCAUUCAUUUUCCCUGGUGCUAUAAUUUUAAGGGAUGUGCCUGGAAUAUCAACAAGAAGGGAUAAAAUUGUAGCCAUUCUCGUAAUUUUAUUGGCAAUUAUGACUAGUACGAUUGCAAUAUCUACUAAUCUGUUCAGUUCAUCAAAGAACUGAAUCCCAUUGAUUGUUCAUACCCCACUGUGGGAAUUUAUUCGCAUGCAUAUUUCCUAGGCAGAUUUUACAGCCUGGACUUGCGGUUUUAGAGGGAAAAAAAUCUGCUUGAAAGUGUAAUGUGUUAUUAUAUUUUAGACUUAGUAAUACCACCUUUACAUUACAGCUCAUGAUAAGAAUACCUGAAUUCUAAAGGUGGCAAUUCGUAUUAAUGGAUUGUAUUCGUGUAGUUUUGACACAUAUUUACAAGCAAAUUUCAAAUUCAAA
Molecule: messenger RNA, 1898 nt
Organism: Cannabis sativa
Lineage: Eukaryota; Viridiplantae; Streptophyta; Magnoliopsida; Rosales; Cannabaceae
Product: amino acid transporter AVT6C
Exons: 5
Coding region: 303-1634 (443 amino acids)
Biological process (GO): amino acid transmembrane transport
Molecular function (GO): amino acid transmembrane transporter activity
Source: RefSeq, a predicted model, not a curated record